UCCUUUUAUGGAACAUCAUGUACAGUGAGAAUAUUUUAUUUGUCAGGGAAGUGGUAAAAAAGAGAAAUAAUCGGAUUGUCAUGUCUAGGAUAGAAAUAUGAAUACCAGAAGACAAGAAAUGACUGAAAGGGGUGCAAUGUUAGCUAACUUUGCAGAAAUGGAACAAAACGUUAAAAUAUUGUUGGAAUACGGAAGAUGGGGAUCGUUUUCCAACGCCUGGUGUCAUUGCAUGUUUUUACGAGAAGUUACGAUCAUUUUAUUUUCGUUUUCGAUUUUAGGUGGGAUUAUAACUCCCGUCCAAUUUUCCGCUUCCCGCCCCCACCCCGGAAAAGUGUUCAGGUAUUAUACCUUAUGUCAGUUCCUGCGCUCUCCCACCGCGUGCAGUCAGAGAAUUGGCGAAGGUGAAGCCCCAUUAAACUUGUACAGUAAUUCCAGUGGGCAUAGGAGACCUCUGAUACCACGGACUUAUCUCCCAGUGAAGCCUUAUAAAAUAUGGAUUGUUUAUAAUACUAUUUUUUCUACUACAAACUCGAGAGCACUUUUCGUACAAAACCCCACACUCUCUCCACCCUUCUUGGUCCUCUUAUAAAGGCCAGGUUACCUUUGCAAGAAAAAAAAAACAUGGCGGAAAAAAUGAAGAGAUAUGGACUUCACCAUGUCAAGUUAUGCAAAUAUUGUUCAUCCGUGGCUGAUGUUAUAAAUAAUGCAUUACAACGUGUUAUCGCCUGGCGAAAAAGCAUACUGAUUGGCGUACUGAUCUCGCCGUUUGUUCGCGUGCGACCACCAUCUUCCCUAAACCCAUUAAGCACAGAGCUAGACCGGGCAUCGAGCAGCAAAUUUUCAUGGAUUUGAAACGCCGUUGUGGCCGUUGACAUCAGUGAGUAAAGACAAAGGAAAUAUCGCUGCAGCAGCUGAAGCUGUAAUCAGCAUAUGCCUUGAUGACAUCAUUGCCAGGCCGUUUGGGUUGGCCAGUCACUGGUGACAAGACAUUAGAGUUUGCAAGAAAUCCAAUUGAAUUUUUACAAAAGAACAUCAACACAUUGAACUCAAGGAUUUUUCUAGUGCGUACACUCAACAAGCCUCAUGUGUUUGUGGCUUCAAACCAAGGGGUCAAGGAGGUGUUAGAAGACACGGAAGGCAAGCUAGACAUGAGUUACAAAGACUUUGGAUACAUGUACAGUUUGUAUGGUGACUUAGUGAUUUUUAACAGUGACGAUGAAGCUAUAAGGUUGCGAAAUGUUCUUCAUGAUGUCUUCAGACCUGAAGAGGUGACUCGUUACAUAGGAGAAGUGGAGAUUGUUUCAUCUAGGUUGUUGAACAGCAUUGAAGAUGGUGACAUUGUUAUUCCUUAUAAACUGUUCAAGCAGCUGACAACUGAGAUGUGUUUACGAUUAUUUUUGGGUGUGGAGAUGGAAACUGCAACAAGAGAAGCUGCAUCUAUCAUUGAACUUACAAUAACUCACUGGCAUGGGCUUAUAUCUGUUCCAGUGAAUUUUAAUGUUUAUGGUUAUAAGUCUGGAUAUACCAAGGCAAUGGCAGCAAAGAAUCGUCUCCUGACCAUUGUCAAUAAGCGUCUUUCAGAGGAGAAAAAUGGGUUCCUAAAUGUUAUGAGAGAAUCAGAAUUUAAGUCCAAGUCUGAAAUGGCAAAUCACAUUUUGUUAUUUGUGUCUGCUCUGGUUCCAAAGGCUUUGUCUUCCUUGAUGACAUCUUUCUGCAUUGAACUUGCUAAACCCCAGAAUCUUGAAAAGCGGCUCAAAGCAGCCCAAGAUGAUAGAUAUUUGGAAAAUGUUCUUUUAGAGGUAAAACGACUUUGGCCACCGUUUUUAGGAGGACGAAGAUUGGCCAAAGAGGAUGUAGAAAUAGACGGCUACAAAGUCCCCGGCGGUUACUAUGUAGGAUUUCUCACAAGAGCUGCCAACUGCGACCCCAAAAUAUUCCCCGAAGCUGAAACGUUUUUACCCGAACGAUGGGACACUUGGUGAGGAUUGCUACAGAGUUGGUUAGGAAGUCAAUUUCAGCUCCCUCACAUAGCACUUUCCUAGCAUAAAAAUCACUGUGUUUAGUGCAAGUUGUGAUUUUUGUUUGCCGAUUAUCUAUCAUUUUCUACCCCUUUCAUUCCAGAACAUAAAUGUCUUUUGAAAGCGUUCUCUGUUAAUAAAUUCCCUAUGAUAUAACUAAGGGCAAAAUUACAUA
Orbicella faveolata is the source of this 2193-nucleotide messenger RNA. RefSeq lists its product as uncharacterized. Gene Ontology annotation, biological process: sterol metabolic process. The record is from RefSeq and is a predicted model, not a curated record. NCBI's taxonomy places the organism in Eukaryota, Metazoa, Cnidaria, Anthozoa, Scleractinia, Merulinidae. Gene Ontology annotation, molecular function: monooxygenase activity; heme binding; iron ion binding.